AGUCAAGUUGCAGUUAUGGUCACGUGGCAUUCAUCCUCAAGACCGCAGCCAGUUCUCUCGCUCAACUGGACCCUUCACCACCCGCUUCUUCCAUUUACUCACCUACCCACCCACCUACACCGCCCUUGCUACUCGCGAACGACGACGAGGAGAGAGACACAGAGCGAAAGAACCUUCCCUCUCCCUUCUCGACUCCAAUUCCUCACACAACCAGAGAAACGAGUAUGAACGUCAAUGCUGCUUCGUUCACCCCACAGGGAGCUGGAGGUGACAAGCCCUCUGGCAACGCUUCUGGAUUCCGAUCGUCCUUGUCGAACUCCCUUGCGAACGAGGGCAAAAAGUCGAACCAGCGGGCACCCCUGCCCGUGAACCACUCCAAGGCCUUUUCUGUGGAGCAGCAGCAACGCUCAUUGCCUGGCCGGGGUAAAACCCAGCGACAGAGCAGCUCCAAGAGGAGUGGCCAUGAUCGGGAGCAGGGUCGUGCAGCAACUGGUGGUGCACGAUCUUUGUCCUCCUCCACUUCGACCCUUACGUCAACAGCGGAUUCGCUGGCGGUCUCAAUGGGCCAGCUGAGCACGAAUGACAAGGCCGGACGAGGCAACAACAAGAAGAACCAGGUCUCGCUCAACCAUCUCCUGAACUUUUCGUUCCCUAUUCGGGAAGAGCCUCAGAACACCGGCCCUGUGCGCAGACGUCGCAAUGUCAACUAUCAGCCCUUCAACAAGGAUAAGUUUAUCAAUGCAAAUUUCCGAUUUCUCAUGAACCCCCGUCGUGACUACGAGGUCUUCACGAUGGAUGCCGAUGUGCGGGUCGAGUGGGAUGAUAUUGAGCAGGUUUUGAUUUCUGUGCCGCAGUCAUGCCCAAUCUGCCUCCAGACACCGGUGGCCGGUCGAAUCACAAAAUGCGGUCAUGUCUAUUGCUUCUCCUGCAUCCUGCACUACCUUGCAUUGAGUGAGUCGAGCAAGGCCUGGCGAAAGUGCCCUAUCUGCUGGGAUGCCAUUUACGAGAAGGAUCUUAAGAGCGUCCGCACGGUACAGGAGGAACACGAUAUCUACGAUCAGGGCGAAAAGGAGAUUGCCAAGCAAAUCGCAGCGAAGCAAGAGGUCUUCCUCGAAAUGAAGUUGAUCCAACGAGCAUUGAACUCAACAGUGGCUCUUCCAAGAUCAAAGACAUUCCCCCUGGACGAGAGUGCAUUACCGGGAGAGCUCAAAGGCCAGCCGCCACUAGAGUUUUACCCCGAUGCGAUGCUUUUCAGCCGAAUGAUGAUUACAACACUGGACAGGAUCGUCUCUGAGCUGGAUCGGGAUAUCCAAGCGAUCGAAUUCAGCAUGGAAGAUGCCAAGAGUUAUGAUAUCAACAGUCAUUCGGAAGAGAUAGUGUUCUUUGAGAUGGCUUUGAGCAAGAUCCAGGAGAGGAAGGACAAAACCCGGGACGACGCAAAGUUCUUUCCUAAGGCUGCCCUUGAACGUGAACGGAUCUUGCGGCAACACUUUGACCGAGCUUCAACGGAGGAACCGACUGAAGCAGAUGGUGAGGAGGCGACAGCGCCCACCAGGACGAUAACAUAUGCGGAGUCUGGACCCGAGGCAUACGAGAUGGGACGGAGCGAUGAGCCUCUAUCCUCCGCUCAAGAGGAAAGGUUCGAUGACGAAACACAAGCUGAAAGCAGGGUAGAGCUGAACUCGAAUGCGGCACCCCCCGCAGAAUCAACACCUGUCACUGCUCAGACGCGGAAUCGAGCCUCGCAUCAGAUCACGACCAUGUACUACUUUUAUCAGGCAGCAAAUGGUCACCAUCUAUAUCUUCAACCACUCGACAUCCGCAUUCUAAAGCAGUACUUCGACUCUUACGAGAAAUUUCCAGACACAAUUACGGUCAAGGUCCUUGGUAUUGAGGAGACCAGCCUGACAGAGGAGGUGCGGAAGAAAUGUAAAUACUUAGGGCAUCUUCCAUUGGGUUGUGAGGUCUCGUUUUUAGACGUUGCCUUGGAGGGCAUAGUUGGUGAGGAAGGAGUCAGGCCGUUCGAGACAGAAGUGAGGAUGCGUAGGAGCAAACGGCUAGAGAAGGAGGCAAGGGAGGAGCGUGAGCGUAUCGCACGGGAACACAAGUUAAAUCCGCCAAAGCCUCGGAGGGAUGACUUUUUCACAAACGAUCCAUUCUUCCAGGCACCGGCAGGAACCACACAUCGUACCACCGCCAGCGGGGUAGGAGCUGAUGCUGAGUCCGAUGCUGAUCUACAGGAGGCGUUGCGGCUUUCUGCUCAGGCCGAGAGGGACGAUAUGCCCACACUGAGCGAGGCUCACGCUAGGUCCGCACGCCGGCCGUCUAUAUCACAGUCUGCUUCGAGUUCCAGGAAUAUUCCUGGCUCUGGUGAUGCAGAGAGGCCAGCGGCCGGUGCGCAUGAGAACUGGGCAAGUAGUUACGAAUCUAAUGCUAGCACUGGCCAUACAGGGACAUCGACGGUUUGGGGAACGCCGUCCGUCCCGGCGCGGCACUACGACGAGUACGAUGACUACUACGAUGAGGACCACGACUAUGAGCCGGAAGUCGUCGUAAAACGCGGCAAGAAGAAGGUGGCUGUGCUAUUGUCGAACAACAGCCGACGCAAUAGAUGAUCGAGGCGUCUUAAAGUCGACUCCGUUUGAGCUCAUGGCCGUGUACAUUCAGAAGGGUGUCCAUUGCUAUCCCCUCAGUAUUCCAUUUCGCCGUCUCUCUCUCUCUCUCUUUCUUUCUCUUUCUCUGCGUGAAUGUGGAAAGAUCCCUGUGCGAUCUAGUCUUUGUGCAUAUUAUUAUUGUCGGUGCAAGUUUUGGUAGUCGCGGGUUCGAUACAAUCGACCACAUAUAAAAAAUUCUAUCUUUCACUUUUUUUUUGAUAACUAGG
Gamsiella multidivaricata is the source of this 2881-nucleotide messenger RNA. RefSeq lists its product as uncharacterized. The transcript is spliced from 4 exons. The record is from RefSeq and is a predicted model, not a curated record. Bases 225 to 2615 code for a protein of 796 amino acids. Gene Ontology annotation, biological process: positive regulation of transcription by RNA polymerase II. Gene Ontology annotation, molecular function: transcription cis-regulatory region binding; metal ion binding. Lineage: Eukaryota; Fungi; Mortierellomycota; Mortierellomycetes; Mortierellales; Mortierellaceae.